GUUAAAAUCAAUUCAGUUUUAUUAUGUGCAGGAAGUCAUGCCUGAACUGGCCUUCCCUUUAUUAAAUCUCCUACUACACAACCUUGGAACAUAAAUGAGUAGUUGUGCCGGCUAAAGGAAGCAUGAUAUGAGGUAAUUUACAGUACGGUCAUCAUGAAGGCUUUUCAUUCUCGUUCUGCACAGCUUGGCAGUGCAGUGUCCGGUCAUAUACUGCGGCCCCACCCUCCAACCCCGUUGAGGCCGAUUCGGGCCCCGAGUAACCAGGCAUUACCACCAAAACGGCAUACUUUCGGUCAAUAUCGUGGAUUCAAGGGAGCGUCGACGGCAGCACCUCCAAAACCACCGUCGUUUGCCUUUGCCUUCGACAUUGAUGGUGUACUACUACAUGUCGCCAAGCCCAUCCCCGGUGCCACCAAGACCCUGGAAAUGCUCCAGAAAGAGAACAUACCCUUCAUCCUACUCACCAAUGGCGGCGGCAAGCAUGAGCUGCACCGCGUGGCCGACUUAAGCGCCAAGCUUAGUGUCAAGCUAACCACGGACAACUUCAUCCAAUCGCACACGCCCUUUCAGGAGCUAGUCCGCCAUGGGCCCGAUGGCAAGGGCGAGGGUCUGCGCGAUAAGAAUAUACUCGUGACUGGCUCCGACGGUGGGAGGUGCCGCGAGAUUGCCGAGGGCUAUGGCUUCAAGCAUGUGAUCACGCCCGCCGACAUCCUCGCCGCGGAACCAGCCAUUUGGCCGUUCGAGCCACUCAUGAAGGAGGUAUACGCGGCGACAGCGCGGCCCCUACCGUCCCCAAACCCCAAGAUCGACGCUAUCUUCGUGUUCAACGACCCACGCGACUGGGCCCUUGAUAUUCAGAUCAUUAUGGAUCUACUCCUGUCGUCCGGGGGCGUACUUGGCACAUACUCGAAAAAGAACGGCAAGCCAGAUCUGCCGGACAAAGGGUGGCAGAGUGACGGCCAGCCGCCUUUGUUCUUCAGCAACCCGGACCUGUUCUGGAGCUCAGGGUACGCGCAGCCGCGGUUUGGCCAGGGCGCCUUCCAAGCGGCGCUCAGGGGUGUCUGGGAGGAGAUCACGGACCGGGCGGCGCCGCUCAAGAGCACAACGAUCGGGAAGCCGCACGCCUGGACGUACCGCUACGCCGAGCGGGUGCUCAACGCGCACCGCGCACAGCUACUCGGUACCCCACCUAAGAACCUCGAGCCCCUGCAGAACGUCUACAUGAUAGGCGAUAACCCGGCAAGCGACAUCCGCGGCGCGAACGAGUACAAAAGUGACGUUGGGACGCCCUGGACCUCGGUGCUCGUCCGCACGGGCGUCUGGAGUCCGGAGCGAGGUGGCCCGCCGGCGUUCGAGCCCAAGGUAAUUGUUGAUAAUGUGGAGGAAGCAGUGAAUUGGGCGCUCGCGCGGGAGAGGGAAAAGGGGCGGUAUUAAGUGGAGUGACUUCUAAUUCUACAUACUGUCGAUAAUCAUACGACAUUGAAUUUGGGUAGGUGCUUGGCCGUCUGUCGCUGUCCCGAUUCAAGUGCCCAGGUAGGGAGGCUAGGGUUCUUGCAUUUACAGAGGUAGGCAUUUCUAGACAUUAGGUAUUAUAUAUCUAACCUACCUAACUAAUGUUUGCUUUACUCGAGUUGAGAUGAUGGUGCUCUCCCCCUUUUUUUUCCCCCUUUACACAUCCUGUGUGAUGGGAAAACCUCGCUGAUGCUGGAUUAAUAUACAUACUAUUUUCCAAUUCUAUAGAAUUAGAGUUUCCAAGUUCAAGUCCUAGUCUAUUUGCACGUGUGAUCAGACA
Messenger RNA from Hypoxylon fragiforme, 1792 nucleotides. RefSeq names its product putative HAD superfamily hydrolase. Lineage: Eukaryota; Fungi; Ascomycota; Sordariomycetes; Xylariales; Hypoxylaceae. The record is from RefSeq and is a predicted model, not a curated record. Gene Ontology annotation, biological process: glycerophospholipid biosynthetic process. Bases 154 to 1434 code for a protein of 426 amino acids. Gene Ontology annotation, cellular component: mitochondrion. The transcript has 2 exons.